Molecule: messenger RNA, 6040 nt
Organism: Lymnaea stagnalis (great pond snail)
Lineage: Eukaryota; Metazoa; Mollusca; Gastropoda; Lymnaeidae
Source: the annotation of a GenBank genome assembly
CCUAAACAUACUGAAAGAUAACACAUUUUUAAUUAUAACAUUUAUUUUAGGACUCAACAUUUUAACAAAAGCGUUUAUCUAGAUGUUACUGUACUUAAAAACACGUUUAGCUAUCCAAUCCCAAAUUGAGUAAAAUAAUGAGUUCAAUAAGUUUUUCAAGGGACUGGGUGUAGUCAUGACCAUGUGACAAGUAAUCUUAUCAAGUUUUAGCGAAAAAAAUAAACUUUAUAAAAUCUCAUCAAUGCAGUGGUGUAUUAAAGCAAGUUAUUAUUUUUAAACAUUGAAAUUAAUGUAGGCCCCUAUAUGAGUAGUUUUAAACAUGCAAAAUGAACUUAUAAAAGUAACCUUUGUUUUAAAAGUUUGAGCCUUGCUAGAGUUAUCCAGUUAUGAACUAAUUUCAUUUCUAAUUGCUGUAAAACAUAAUUUUAGUAUGAGAAUUAAUCAUAUUACUUACUUUAAGUUAUAUUAUGUAAUGCAUUAAUUUUAAUUUAAAACUUAACACUAACACUACUGAAAUAUUUUUUAUGAACGUGAUUUUAAAAAAAAAUUUGCAUAAAGCGAAUAAUAUUACACUAUUAAUUUUGUUAUUUUUAGGAUAUUGGAACGGAAAAAAAAAUCCUUAAAGAUGCAACUCUUCAUCAAAAUUGUGUACUGCUGUAUUGGACUUCUCAGUUUUAAUACUGUGCACUUGGCACAUUCACUUGUUGGUAGCUUUCCAUGUGGAGAAAACUGCACGUGCACAAAUAAUUCUUUGUACCAAACAAUUGCUCAGUGUUCAAAUAUAAAGGCUAUUCCACUAGAUCUUCCAAGGAACAUAAGUGAGCUUGAUCUUUCUUGGAAUCAAAUAACUUUUCAAAAUGUCACUGGCCAGGAUAUGUGCAAAAUAUAUACAAAUAUGAGCCAAGUAUCUUUUGCAUGGAAUGGAAUUACGGAAAUGUCCCCAAUAUUUUCAGGUGGGCUCAAUUAUACAUAUCUAAGUUUAAGUUUAAGCAUCAAACAGAGUACAUAAAAUACUCUUUAAUUUCAGGUUAGUUUUAUUACUGUUAUUUGAUGGUAAGCCUAUAUUAUAACUUUUUUUAGUCUUAUGUAUUAUUUUUCAUGUAAGAGAGGGUAUUUCAUUACACCAGCAUGCUACUACUGGGUAAACCAUUUUAGACAAUGUCAAGAAUUUCAAAUAAAUAAACCAUUUUAUUAUUUUUUGCAUAGAAAAUAGUUAAUUCUUCAAUGAUUUUUCAAUUCUUUAACUAACAAAUAGGCCUAUACAUAUAUAUAUAAACAAAUUUAAUAUAUUUAAUAAGUUAACAGAAAGUAAUUGUUUUCACUCUAUUAGGUUGUUGGAAACUUGUUGCAUUGGAUCUAACUGGAAAUAAAUUAAAAUCACUGAGCUCAAAAACCCUCCAAGGGCUGGAUAAAAUUAAAAUGAUUAUUGGACUUGAAGUAGAGAAGCUACAAUCUGAUACUUUCAAGGGUUUUUUUAAUCUUGAAAUUCUCAAUCUCACCUUUUAUGGUAUAACAAUGCAGCCAAAUGUCUUCACUUAUUUAAGUGGGCUGAAGAGGCUACAUCUCUCUCUUGAGAAGAUGAUGAUCCCAAAUGAGGAAAUUUUCCAUUUUGAUAAUGGUAAUUCACUGAAAAUCUUGAAACUGAUUUUACCAAGAGUAAGUACUCAGGAAAAGUAUCUGCUUCAAUUUUUAAAAAGUUAAAAGUAAUAUGAAAAUUCUUACUGAGCAUAGAUUCAAUUUUAUUUGAAUUAUAAAUUACAUCAGGUUUGAAAAAAGUUAGGUUUUAAAUAUUCUUUUUAUCAGGUUUUAAAUAUUAUUCCUAUCUAUAUGUGAUCUAAAGGUGAAAGACAUGCCAGCCAGACUUCUAAAUGAACUUAAAGCCCUAGAAUUUCUGAGUUUGGAUGCCCCUAGUUUAUCAGAGUUUAAGUUGAGUAAUGAUAGCAAGCUUAUAAACCUUAAGGUAAGCCUACUUUUCAAACUAAAUACACAAAGGCCUAUGUUAUCUUUCAUAUUCUCAUAGCUAAAUGGGGCUUAGAAUUUUAAAAAAAAAACCUGUGCCAGUGAAUUUUAUUUGUCUUGACUGAAUAAACCAGAUACUGAUUUUAAAUAUAAAUAUAUAGUGAUGUUAAUUUUUUGUUUUGUUUUGCAAGCUGAUCUUGGUUUUUAUUGGUUUUUCACAGUAUGUAGUUCAAUUCUCGUUUUAGGGGCCAUAUUUAACAGCAUUCUACUCAAGCGAAUUUCUUUCACAAAUUGGCCCUAUCUGCUUUCAUUGUUUGUGAGAGAAAUUCUUGUUUUGUGUUGUUUAUAAAAAUAUGAACUUUGCACUAUAUUCUAUGAUGGAUUCUGAUUUAGAAAAGGAAUAGAAAUUAUUAAGUCAUUGAAAUUACAGAGCAUUGAAGACUGGACAUUUUUAUAAAUCAAAAAUGGAUUUUUGCAACUGUAACUUCAGAUUUUUAGUUAUUCUUUUUGUGUUGCAAUUAAUAACAUUUGCUACUAACUACAAUGUUUUAUACUUUUGAAUAGAAAAAUAAAAUAAAAUUAGAUGACUGUUUUUUAAAAACUGACAACCUAUAUUUAUUUGCAAAACAGAUAUCUGAUAUCCCAUUAUUAUUUAAUUUUGUUAGAUUUAAUUUUUAAACAGCUUACAAAUGUUCUGUGCAGGACCUAGAAAUCCUUAGAGUGAGUAAACUAGAUCCUGACCUUCUAGAAGAGCUAGAAUUCUUGGAGAUACUGAAACUGCGUGAGAUCAGCCAAGUGGCUGAACUAAACUUAUACAACGUGCCCUUGCUUAAGGUGAGCUUCUGAAAAUUCUGAUUAAACUAAAAGCUUGUAAAAGGCUAAAUAAAACACAAUUCAAGCUUAACUAUAAGUGAACUUUUGAUUAGACAUUUUAUUUAGAUUUCUGGAUUAACCAAAGUGUUUGAUAGGAAUAUUUCAAUGGAAUAUUAUUUUGACAUCAUAUUGAUGUUUUGACAGGAACUGGAAGUUGUUCACUGCAGUUUACUUAGAAUCCCAAGUCAAUGGUUAUCUAAUGCUACUGCCUUGGAGACUCUUAACCUAAGUGAUGAUGAGUUAACAGUAAUAGAUCCAAAGGAUUUCAGUAAUCUCAAGUCACUAAGACAUUUGGUUUUGUCAAACAACAAGGUAAUUAAUUUUAUUUUGAUUGAAGCUAAAAAUUUAAUGUACCUCUGUGAUUUUUGUUUUGAAGAUUGAUUUGAAAACUUUAUAUCAUUUAAAAUGCCCCUGAUGAUGAACCACUCAUCUGCAUUCUGUAAUUUUGAAACAAUUUCAAAAAUAUUUUUUGAAAACAUUAUUUUAUUACAUACCAGUAUUUGAAAACCCCAUAUAAUUUUGUUUGCAGGAUAUAGUAAUAAGUGGUUUUACUAUACUGGUAUGUAAUAAACCAAUGCAGAUGAUUGUGGGUUAUUCUAACAUCAACAAACUGCCUACAUUUUUAAUAUCUUUUUUUCCAAGUUGAGCAAGCUACCAAGUUUUUUCCUAGAACCAGUCAAAGACAGUUUGCAACAACUCAUCAUAAGACACAAUCAAUUGAAAACUCUGGAACAUGAUGCAAUUUCUAAUCUGAGUUUAGUCGAGGUGAUUGAUUUUAGUUUUAACCACAUUGAGACUAUUGAGGAUGGUAACUUCCUGCAUCUACCACAGCUGAAGAUACUCAACUUAAAAAAUAACUAUAUUUCGGCCCUAAAACCCACAAUGUUCAUCACAUCCCCCUUGUUAGUUGAACUCAACUUGGCUGAUAACUAUUUUUGCCAUUUUCCAAUGGAGGUCAUAGGCACAGGUGUAAUAGAACUAAAUCUGUCGGUCAACAGAAUUAACACUGUACCCGGGAAAAAGCUUUGUGGCACAAAAACACUGAGGACCUUGCUGCUUGAUGAUAACCCGAUCAGUUGUGAUUGCUCUCUUAAAGAGUUGCUCAUUUGUGAACUUCAUAUUGAGAUUAAGGGCAUAUGCAGUGAACCUCAAUCUUACGCUGGUAUUGAUAUUGGUGAAUUUACAGGUUGCUCUUCUGUGACCAAGACAAUAUUUUCAACUUCCACCGAAAUUCUUGAGACAACACCUCCUACAACUAUAGAACAGUCAAAAGAAGUCAAUAAGAAACCUAUCUUAGUUUUGAAAGGUGAUCAGUCAGAAAUUGUGAGACCCAUCAUUUGGGGUCAGAAAUUAUUAACUAAUUUUGAUGAUGCUCAAAAUGUUAAAAACCAAAAAGAUAAGAGCAUUGAACAAGCUAAUCUAAAUAAUCAAGUCCAUAUGCAAACUCAUGCAAAGGAAGGAAAUGAAUCAGAUCCUACAAAGGGACCUGGAUCUCAUGAAGAACAGGGCAUUAAUUCUGAGAAGAAACAAAAUGAAUCAGAUGCUACAAAGGGACCUGGAUCUCAUGAAGAACAGGGCAUUAAUUCUGAGAAGAAACAAAAUGAAUCAGAUGCUACAAAGGGCCUUGGAUCUCAUGAAAAACAGGCCAUUAAUUCUGAGAAGAUACAAAAUGAUUCAGAUGCUACAAAAGGACCUGGAUCUCAUGAAGAGCAAGGCAUUAAUUCUGAGAAGAAACAAAAUGAAUCAGAUGCUACAAAGGGACUUGGAUCUCAUGAAGAGCAGGCCAUUAAUUAUAAGAAGAAACAAAAUGAAUCAGAUGCUACAAAGGGAAUUGGAUCUUCCGAAGAACAGGGCAUUAAUUCUGAGAAGAAACAACAUGAAUCAGAUGCUACAAAAGGACCUGGAUCUCAUGAAGAGCAGGCCAUUAAUUCUGAGAAGAAACAAAAUGAAUCAGAUGCUACAAAAGGACCUGGAUCUCAUGAAAAACAGGCCAUUAAUUCUGAGAAGAAACAAAAUGAUUCAGAUGCUACAAAAGGACCUGGAUCUCAUGAAGAGCAGGGCAUUAAUUCUGAGAAGAAACAAAAUGAAUCAGAUGCUACAAAGGGACUUGGAUCUCAUGAAGAGCAGGCCAUUAAUUAUAAGAAGAAACAAAAUGAAUCAGAUGCUACAAAGGGAAUUGGAUCUUCCGAAGAACAGGACAUUAAUUCUGAGAAGAAACAACAUGAAUCAGAUGCUUCAAAGGGCCUUGGAUCUCAUGAAAAACAGGCCAUUAAUUCUGAGAAGAAACAAGAUGAUUCAGAUGCUACAAAGGGACUUGGAUCUUCUGAAGAACAGGGCAUUAAUUCUGAGAAGAAACAAAAUGAAUCAGAUGCUACAAAAGGACUUGGAUCUCAUGAAGAGCAGGGCAUUAAUUCUGAGAAGAAACAAAAUGAAUCAGAUGCUACAAAGGGACUUGGAUCUUCUGAUGAACAGGGCAUUAAUUCUGGGAAGAAACAAAAUGAUUCAGAUGCUACAAAGGGCCUUGGAUCUCAUGAAGAGCAGGGCAUUAAUUCUGGGAAGAAACAAAAUGAAUCAGAUGCUACAAAAGGACCUGGAUCUCAUGAAAAACAGGCCAUUAAUUCUGAGAAGAAACAAAAUGAAUCAGAUGCUACAAAGGGACUUGGAUCUCAUGAAAAACAGACCAUUAAUUCUGAGAAGAAACAAAAUGAAUUAGAUGCUACAAAGGGACUUGGAUCUUCUGAAGAACAGGGCAUUAAUUCUGAGAAGAAACAAAAUGAUUCAGAUGCUACAAAGGGACUUGGAUCUCAUGAAAAACAGGCCAUUAAUUCUGAGAAGAAGAAAAAUGCUGAAUCAGAUGCUGCAAAGGGUACUAAAAAUGAUAGAGAUCAAAGUGUUGUAUUUGUAUUAAAAAAAAGCCCUGGAUUUAACAGAGAAAAAUUGACUAUUUCUGAGGAGAAACAAAAUUCUGAUUUAAAUGCAACAAAAGUCUCUGGAUCUAAUGAAGAGCUAGAAACUAAUUCUGGGAAGAAACAUAAUGCUGAAUCAGUUGAUGUAAAAGGCUUUGAAUCUAAUGAUCAAGGAACUAAUUUAGAGAAUAAACAAAAUGCUGAAUCAGAUGCUCUAAAAAGCCUUGGCUCUAAUGAACAGGACAUUAAUUCUGAGGAAAAACAAAAUAUUAAAUCAACAAAAGGCCCAGAACCUAACAGAG